AUGGUCGUGAUGGGUGAUGCCAGCAAUACCAGCAUCGGCAGCGGCGAGGGUACCGGCGAGGAGGACGACGAUACGAGCGGCAAGAAAAACCAAAAGAAGCGGGGGAUCUUCCCGAAGGUGGCCACCAACAUUCUGCGGGCGUGGCUCUUCCAGCACCUAACGCAUCCCUACCCAUCGGAGGACCAGAAAAAGCAGCUAGCACAAGACACGGGCCUGACGAUACUGCAAGUUAAUAACUGGUUUAUCAACGCGCGGCGCAGAAUAGUGCAACCCAUGAUAGAUCAGUCCAACCGAGCAGUGUACACGCAUCCGGGCCCGUCCGCCGGCUAUCCGGACGCGAUGAGCUACAUGAUGGACGGCCAGGCGCAGAUGAUGCACCGGGCACCGGGCGAUCCGGCAUUCCACCAGGGCUACCACUAUCCGCCGGCCGAGUACUACCCGCACCAUCUGUAA
Messenger RNA from Anopheles gambiae (African malaria mosquito), 453 nucleotides. Its product is annotated as homeobox protein homothorax. The record is from RefSeq and is a predicted model, not a curated record. Bases 1 to 453 code for a protein of 150 amino acids. Gene Ontology annotation, biological process: animal organ morphogenesis; brain development; positive regulation of transcription by RNA polymerase II. Gene Ontology annotation, molecular function: DNA-binding transcription activator activity, RNA polymerase II-specific; RNA polymerase II cis-regulatory region sequence-specific DNA binding. Lineage: Eukaryota; Metazoa; Arthropoda; Insecta; Diptera; Culicidae. The transcript is spliced from 5 exons.